Molecule: messenger RNA, 3629 nt
Organism: Ananas comosus (pineapple)
Lineage: Eukaryota; Viridiplantae; Streptophyta; Magnoliopsida; Poales; Bromeliaceae
Product: nodulin homeobox
Exons: 18
Coding region: 128-2920 (930 amino acids)
Biological process (GO): flower development
Molecular function (GO): single-stranded DNA binding
Source: RefSeq, a predicted model, not a curated record
GUGAACCCCACCACCUCGUGCGUUCGCCUGCGUGUGCAGCGUCCGCGAUCUCUCUUGCUCCUUUCCGCCUUGCUCAUCCAGCGCGGGCGGCAGGCCCGGAGUGCUGACUGCUGCUGAGCUCGACGCCAUGGCCGACGAGAGGACCUCCAAGAACAUUGACAUAGUUACAGCUGUUCAAGAACUCAAUGAAAUGUCCUCUAGAGAGCUCAGCAAGUCGCUGAAAGAGUCUGAAAAUUUUACAGUGCAGUACACAACAAGAGAUGGUUUUGUCAAGCAAAUUGAUAUGGAAAAACUUGCCUCUUCUCUUCCUCUGCACCUUAUGGCUGUCAUCUUGUCACCCGAUAGAGAUACAAAAAUGGCGUAUCUGCUUCGUGGUAUUCGUCUUUUGCAUACUUUGUCUGAAUUGGCAACGCGGCAUGCUAGACUUGAGCAGGUUCUCCUUGAUGAUGUCAAACUAUCUGAACAAGUACUGGACCUGGUCUUCUUCAUUUUGAUUGUUCUUGCACAUCAAAAGCAGGACAACCAUCUUGGCGCAUCCCCUUUUUUGCAUUCUGCACUCGUAGCCUGCAGUCUCCACCUUCUAACAAGUUAUCUUUCAUCACAAUGGCCUGAUCUUGUUCAUGCUUUACUAGCGCAUCCGAAGGUUAACUCGAGUUUCGACCGUAACUUUUUUACGGUGAGCCAAACAACGGAAGUAAUCGUUUAUGGCGAAAACGACUUCCCCCCUCUUCACUUCCACCCCACUUCCACCCAAACAAACAUGCCUAUACUGGGGCGAGUGGAUGUAGCCCAAGUUCAUUAUGAUCUUGGACGACAGGUUGAUAUAUUCAUGGAUGUAACCUUCAACAGUCUGCACGAAGAUAUUAGGAUUUUGAGGACCAAGCUGUCAACUUUAACUGAUGAAGUCUUACUCGACAAGUCUAGUCUUCCGGCUGCUUUGAGGACUGCUCAUUACAUCUGUCAACAAUGUGAGGCUUCAUUGCAGUUUCUUCUGUCGUUGUGCCAACAGAAAUCAUUCCGCGAUCGUGUCCUUAGAAACAAGGAACUGUCUAAAAACGGUGGCAUUCUAUCACUGGCUCGAACAGUUUUAAGGUUGAGCGUUCCAGAAUGCCUUAAGGAGUCUUCUGAUGUUGUUUCUGCUGUUUCCAGACUGAAGGCAAAAGUUCUAUCUAUUUUGCUGCAGCUCUGUGAAGCAGAAAAUAUCUCUUACCUUGAUGAGGUCGCUGGUUCCUCAAAGAGCAAGCAAUUGGGACAGUCUGUUGCAUUAGAGUUUCUUGAUUUGCUGAAAACCCAAUUCAGAAGAGAAGGAAAGCAGCCUGCCACUUCUCAUGAGAGGAGUAAUCCGAGGGGUUUCCUGCUCAUAAAUGCACUGCGUCUAGUUGACAUAUUCUCUGAUGACUCAAAUUUCCGAUGUCCUAUUAUGACUACUACCGUUCCUUUUCUUACUGAAAUUUUAGCUGUUCCGAAUGAAGAGUUUGUUGGCAGUUGGUGCUCUGAGAAUCUGCGAACAAUCGAAGAAGAUGCUAAUCUAGAAUACGACCCACUUACUGCAGCUGGCAUUGCACUGGUUUCUCUUGGAGAAUCAACUUCUUUUCUUUUGACUGAAACUAAUUAUGUAUGCCCUUUUAUUAUAAAUAGCAUGCCUUCAGUUACGUAUGCCCAACAGAGGACUUCAUGUUUGGUCAAAAUAAUAGCAAAUCUCCAUGUUUUUGUUCCUAACAUAUGCAAAGAACAAGAAAGAGAUUUGUUCCUUCGCGAGUUCCACAAUUACUUGCUCCAAGAGAAGCCUGAAUCUUCCACAUAUGUCCCAAAUUCCUAUUUACCGAGGGCUACCUCAGUUUAUAAAAACUUAUGUUCGCUGUUACUGUAUGCGAAAUCUUUGAUACCUAACCUCUUGAUUGAGGAUGAUGUCCAACUCCUAAGGAUAUUUACUGAUACACUUCAGAAUUUGACUCAUCUACAGGUUGGAGAAAAUCUUGCGGCCAAAGAUGAAGGCAAUCCAGAUGAUGGUGUUGAAACUAUAAAGCAAUCUUUACCAAAACUAUCAAAUUCUCCUGACUCCAAUUUCAACAAAAUUCACAAGGAUAUUCAAGAUGGAAGUGGUAAACAAGAGACUUUAAAUCUUGGAAUUGACGUUGCAAGAGAUCCUGCCAAAGACCUGCCUAACGAUUUUGAGGUCAAUCAAGCUACCAACAGAAAUAAAUAUGGAUCUUUUAGGAGCAUAGAGAAAGAGAUUUGUAAUGUCGAAACAAACAGUGUGGAGCUCAAUGGUGGCAAAAUGGAUCUUGAUGUGAUACCCCAUGGUGGCGAGUGUGCCAAAUCAGGAGAGUAUAUGAAAGAAAUUGGCUUACAGGAAGAUGAGAAAGCAGAAGCUACUCAAGGGGAAGAGAAGCAGCCGAGAAAACGAAAGCGUAAUAUUAUGAAUGAUAAACAGAUAUCUGCUAUUGAGGAGGCUCUUUUGGAAGAGCCUGAGAUGCAGAGAAAUGCAGCCUUGUUGCAGUCAUGGGCAGAUAAGUUGAGUAGCCAGGGUUCAGAAAUCACUGCAUCUCAACUAAAGAACUGGCUGAACAAUAGGAAAGCUCGGCUUGCUCGAGCAGCGAAAGAAGCCCGCCAUCCGUCGGAAGCCGAAACUCCCGACAAACCGUCUGGACCCACGACCGCUCAGUUCUAUGAUUCCCCCGAGAGUGCUGGUGAAGAAAACUAUGUACCCUCCACAAGAGCAAGCAAUCAUCCAUCCGUGCUCAAAUCCGCAAAAGCAGCAAGCGGAGAGGAUAACAAUGACAUUAUCCCUCAGCCGGCCGGACUCGCUCAUGGAGUUCAACAGCUGAACAGCCCUGCGGCAAAAUCUGCAUCAUUUAAACCAGACGAACCUUCUUCGUUAGUAGAUAAAGAAAGUAAGGAAGCAGGAAAAGAACCUUGACUUUACCAACAUAAGGUAACAGUAAUGUAAAGCUACUGACAGGACAAUUAAAUCGCAAGUCUUGGGCAUCAGUAAUGUAAAGCUACUGACAGGAUAAGUGGAACUAAAUGAUAGCCUGUUUUCAUUGGUUCUGUUUGCUUCUCUAUUUCCCAGAUCAUAUGCAGGAGAUGCAAAGCUGCAAAAAAAUGGCAGCCAGAGGCGGAGUAUUACAUGCGGUACGGCUCACGCCAUUACAGUCUUUCUGCAAAAGGUGGAAUUAAUCAGGAUGAAUUGAUCCACUCCAUUCAAGACCGGUUUGUGUGCGAUGCCCAAAAUAUGCAAGCCAGUCUGCUACGCAAUUUGCUGUCUGAUCAAUCAUGGUAACAUCAAAAGACUGGAAUGUGUUGACAGCUUAUAAACUAUCUUCCAUGCGAUUCUGACAGGCUCACGGAGGGUCGUCUUUGGAUGUAUCAUGUCGACCGGUUUAGUUAGAGUCGUAAUCAAGGUUUUAAUUGCCGAGACAUGGGCUCAUGUGCUGCUGAGUAGUGGUUAUAGCUUACAUACGGCUAAUAUUAUAUCCCUGUGGAAACUGACAAUUUUUGUUUGGUUCGAUCAUUUUGAUUGUAGAUGGUUUGGUUUUAGUUCGAAAAACUUUCGAACCAAAGGUGUUGGACUAGUUUUGGAUUGAAAAAUUAUAAAAUUUGCUGGCUGUUCAAUCAUGCUUUCGAAA